AUGAGUAUCAUAUUUCAGACGCUGAAAACGGUGCAGAGGUCACAAAUAGGCCAGUUGGCCAUCCCUCUGAGACAGUACUCGCAGAUGGUCACGUUCUCUAAGGGCCAAACACCUCCACCAACAGAUACAGUUCCUGAUGUGGCUACGUUUCUCGAGAAAAUAGGUCGCGAUGCGCAGGAGCACACAGAUGCAUUUGAAAAUGACUGGGAAACCUUUUGGAAGCUCGGUUCCGCCGGUAUGAAAGAAAAGGGCAUCGAUGUUGCUGCCAGGAAGUACAUCCUCGAUUGGCAGGAAAGAUAUAGAAAGGGUACAGAGCUUUACCAUAUCAAGCAAGGAAAGAAGAAAUUUGAUGGAAAGGGUGAGAGAUAUUUUAAGGUGUAUCGUGCAUUAAAACGUCGUGAGGCAAGAAUUGCCGAGAAGGAGCUUAGAGAAAGGUGGAAGUCCGAACAUCCUGCCAACUGA
Molecule: messenger RNA, 462 nt
Organism: Kuraishia capsulata CBS 1993
Lineage: Eukaryota; Fungi; Ascomycota; Pichiomycetes; Pichiales; Pichiaceae
Exons: 1
Coding region: 1-462 (153 amino acids)
Cellular component (GO): mitochondrion
Source: RefSeq, a predicted model, not a curated record